AUGUGGGGAUCACCAGACAAAGCUACGAUGAAGGCAAUGAUGAGGGAGAUGGACUACAUCACUCUCGUCGCUGAUGGUCAACGUGGGAUCCCAAAGGAAUGUCCAUGUGGUGCACGCAUCGUUCACGAGAUUUCGAAAAUCGAAGGAGACUUGGGAAACAGAUACUUUACAUGCUCGGCAUAUAAGAAUGACCGCUUCCACUGGCGCAUCCCUUGGUUUCACGGAGUUGAGGAAGAGUUCGACAAGUUAAGGGAAGAGAUAGAGGAGCAGAAGGAUAAACAGAGUCAAAAACUGUCGGAUCUUGAAGCACAAGUGAAGCGAAUGAGUGAGGAGCUGAAAAAACACCGUGGAAUGCUUGAAAAACUGAAGGACUUAGUUGACCAUGUGGUGAAGACCAUCUUUGACGGAUGGUAG
Messenger RNA from Microthlaspi erraticum, 414 nucleotides. Lineage: Eukaryota; Viridiplantae; Streptophyta; Magnoliopsida; Brassicales; Brassicaceae. The record is from the annotation of a GenBank genome assembly.